AUGGAAGAGGAGGUUGUCAAUUACAAUUUUGUUCGAGCAACAGAAAGCAAGGCCGGAAUGCUAGAGUCAGAUGAGAUUGGGCCCGGCGAUAAGAUUGACUCUCUAAUCGCUAAUGCUUUGAAUCAACUUUCAUUGGAUGAGCGUGAGACUGUGUAUUAUGAAAUGCAUGGAGUUGAUGAAGUGAUCAACGAGACACCUGAGCUUGUGAAUACCAGUUUGAAUCUAUUAGAGAUCGAGUUGGAGAGGAUAAAGGCUACACAUCGCAAAGCAAAUGCCUACAAAAUGGCAGAGGAAAUGUCGCCAGACUUCGUCCACGAUCAGACUUUGCGAAUGAAGUUCUUACGAAGUGAAAAGUUCGAUGCGGAAAGGUCAGCAGAGAGGAUGAUUAGAUUUUUCGAUUGCAAGCUUCACUUCUUUGGGCAAGAAAAACUAUGCAAUAAUAUCACGUUACAGGACUUGGAUAAAGACGAUCUCAAGGCACUGAAAGCAGGUUUUAUGCAAAUUCUUCCAGUACGGGACCGUGCUGGAAGGGCUGUGUUCCUUGCUGUGCCCUCAAAGCAAACAUUCAACAACCCAAUAAACAAAUAUCGUGGGUUGUUCUAUCUAGUAAUGGCAAUGUCGGAAGAUGUGGAGACCCAGAAACGCGGGGUUUCAAUCGUGGUGUACAACGUUGAAAAGUUCGAAAGGGACAAGUACGACAACGACGCUGUAGCUCACACAACAUGGAUACAGAAUAGUGUGCCUAUGAAGACGUGCGCAGUGCAUUACUGUAUAAGCGACUCUGCCUUUCGUUCCGUUAUAAACAUUGCUAUGCACUUCUUCUCUGAGGAUACGAGGGCGAGAGUCAAAGUGCACUUUGGAACACACUUGGAAUGUACCUAUUCUUUGAUGACGUUUGGAUGUCCUGUGCAUUGUUUACCUGUUGGUCUCGAUGGAAAGCUGAAACGAAAGGCGCAUUUGGAGUUCAUUAGAAUGAGACAGCAACAAGAGGCUCGAGUAGGGUUGCCGAGGAUUGUACUUCCUUCCCAUGACGACGUCUUAUUUGGGAGAGGCAAACCAUACCGUCAACAUAUAGCAAACCUCCGGCUUCACGAGAUGAUGGAAGAGGAGAUGAAGCAAACAGAAUCGUCGUCACUCAAAAGCAAGCGAAUGUUAACAAUCGAAAAGCUAACAGAAGCGAUCCGACAUGAAGGAGGACGAUUCCUUCAACAAGACGAAGUUGGUUGCUGGGUGGAACUUGAUGAGAAAGUAGUGCACGAGAAAGUCAACCGCUCGUUUCGAACUCGCUUGAGGAAUAAUAAACAGUAG
Molecule: messenger RNA, 1308 nt
Organism: Cylindrotheca closterium
Lineage: Eukaryota; Bacillariophyta; Bacillariophyceae; Bacillariales; Bacillariaceae
Source: the annotation of a GenBank genome assembly